GUUCAAACACCUGUAUCAUUUACAGGACCCUUGUCCAAACCAUUUUGCCUAUACUUGCGUCCCCCUUUAAUUUUGCGCCGUUAUCAUGAGCUGCCUAGCUCAACGACCUGUGCUGAAGCAUCGGGCCUCCGCCUGCUGCUCGGCGCCAGUGCCCCGGUGCCGGAACACCAUCGUAUGUCAAGCGUCGAAGCCCGAGAGCGCGGGGCAGCGUUCAGCAGAUGAGCAGAUGCCGCCUGCCCGCCACCAGCUGGUGGAUCUGAGCCGUCGCACCAUGAUGCUCGUGCCGCUGUGCUUCUGCGCGGCCGCCGUGACCAGCGGCCCAGCGUCCGCCGACGGCAGCAUGCCCGACCCCGCCAACUCGUGCUUCGAGUGCGACGGGACCGGCAUUGUACCAUGUGACAUGUGUGGCGGCACCGGCAAGUGGCGCGCGCUGAGCCGCAAGCGCGCCAAGGACGAGUACGAGUUCGUGGAGUGCCCGCAGUGCUACGGCCGUGGCGCGCGCAUCUGCGGCCGCUGCUUCGGCACCGGGUUGCGCAACGUGCGCGGCCUGCUGCGCAGGCCGGAGGCGUCCCUGCUGGUGCAGAAGAUGCAGACCGGCGAGCUCAAGCCCGGUGAGGUGCAGGACCUGCUCACGAAGGCCAAGGAGGAGAUGCGCAACGGCGGCGGCGCUAUCUAAGCAGCCUCAGGGCCGGCAUUGGAGCCUUCUCAACAGCGAUACAGCUGGCUUGCCACGACUUCCAACACCUUAUGGUUGAAAUGGCUGAAAUGGCGACAAGUAUGGCGGGACCGGAAGAGGAGCAGGCGACGGAUGGGAUUGGCCCGGGCUCCUGAUCUUCACUCCACAGUACAUCCGCAGCAGCCGCGCGAGGCUGGGGGGGAGACGUUUUGGUUCGUUAUCGAUUUGCGUGUUUAUAUGCAUUCGUUACCAGUAUUGACGUCCGGGAAUGGCAUUGACAUGGGGCCUGGAUCCCACGGCCCACAGUGUGGUAGUCAGCGCUGACGCCCUUGAAUCUUGUGGAAGAUGACUUAGUGUCGUCGAUGGUGCCUGGAUAGCAGUGUUCCCUAGGGGUACAGGCCUCCAGGCGGAUGGCGCUGCCAUGCCGCGUCAGAUGCACCUGCGCUAUUGCGCGGUGUCCGGCUUGUAGUCGCCGCGUUUCCAUGCCUGCGCACAAGUGUCAAUGAGGAAGCCGUGAUCGGCGUGAGCACGUUGUGACUGCACGUUAUGAUUACUAAACGCGAGUACGCUCUGUAAAGCCUAGCCCAUGCCGAC
This is a messenger RNA of Chlamydomonas reinhardtii, 1270 nucleotides long. RefSeq lists its product as uncharacterized. NCBI's taxonomy places the organism in Eukaryota, Viridiplantae, Chlorophyta, Chlorophyceae, Chlamydomonadales, Chlamydomonadaceae. The transcript has 6 exons. Bases 86 to 676 code for a protein of 196 amino acids. The record is from RefSeq and is a predicted model, not a curated record.